AUGGCUCUCGACGCGCACCAUUGCCCUGGAGCGGUUAUGUUUUUGUUUCGCGGCGAGUUCGGAUGCUUGAUGUAUACAGGGGAUUUUCGAUGGGAAGUUGAUAGUGAAAGGGCGAAGGAUGCUAGGAGUAGGCUACUUAAUGUCCUCAAGAAUGAGACAGUUGAUAUUCUUUACUUGGAUAAUACAUACUGUAAUCCGUCGUACGAUUUUCCAACUCGAGAAGUUGCUGCUCAGCAGGUUAUCGAUAUCAUUGCUUCUCAUCCAGAACAUGACAUCAUCAUUGGGAUUGAUACUUUGGGGAAAGAAGAGCUUUUAAUUCACAUUUCGCGUGUGCUUAACAUAAAGAUUUGGGUGUGGCCAGAACGUUUACAAACCAUGCAUCUUCUCGGAUUCCAUGACACAUUCACAACCAAAACUUCUAUAACCAGAGUCCGAGCAGUUCCUCGUUACAGUUUUAGCAUUGAAACUUUAGAGGGAUUAAACACAAUGCAGCCAACAAUAGGAAUCAUGCCAUCUGGUCUUCCAUGGGUUCUGAAACCUGUUAAAGGCGAUGACCAUCUUUUUGGUUCUCUCUUAACUUCUCAUUACAGAAAAAGACAGUCAUCUGAUAAGCUGAAUGGGAAUUUAGGAUAUGCAGAAAGGUAUCACCAGUACAUGUUUUCGGUUCCGUACUCUGAUCACUCAUGCUUUGCAGAGAUACAAGAGUUUAUUGAGCUUGUCCAGCCCACUAACAUGAAAGGAAUUGUGUCUUCAUCAUCUUGUUAUGUUGACCCUAUUUACUACUUUGGUCGCCUUUGUGGAGUAAACCAACCACCCAAGAGGUUCAUCCACAAGCAUGUAAGGAAAGAGGGAGGCAAAAAAGUUGUUGCUGUAUCUUAUAUUGAAAGUGGUAAUUCUCCUGAGGCAGAAAGGAAAAAGAGCAGGUCAGUAAGGGUGGAUAAUAAAAGAUUUCUUGUAAGCAGAAUGACUGCAUCAAGACGAGUGGGUCGCGGGGCCAAAAUUGUGGAAAGUGACCGUUCAGAUUGA
Molecule: messenger RNA, 1026 nt
Organism: Dovyalis caffra
Lineage: Eukaryota; Viridiplantae; Streptophyta; Magnoliopsida; Malpighiales; Salicaceae
Source: the annotation of a GenBank genome assembly